Mobula hypostoma (lesser devil ray) is the source of this 3547-nucleotide messenger RNA. RefSeq names its product ras-like GTP-binding protein RHO. The transcript has a single exon. Lineage: Eukaryota; Metazoa; Chordata; Chondrichthyes; Myliobatiformes; Myliobatidae. The coding region runs from base 165 to 746 and encodes 193 amino acids. Gene Ontology annotation, molecular function: protein kinase binding; GTP binding; GTPase activity. Gene Ontology annotation, biological process: small GTPase-mediated signal transduction. Gene Ontology annotation, cellular component: cytosol. The record is from RefSeq and is a predicted model, not a curated record.
UGUGAUACUUGGGAGACUAGCAGCGAAGCUAAGAGACAGAUCACCACCGCGGGAAAUGUUUCUGCUCCCGCACACGGAGUCGUCUAACUGACCAACAAAUCUCCCCCCGCCCUGUGGGCAAAUCGGACCCUCGGUAGUUUGGAAGCGGCGUUUUCCUGUCAGCCAUGAGCUUGAGGAAGAAGCUGGUGGUGGUUGGAGACGGGGGCUGCGGUAAGACCAGCCUGCUGUUCGUACUGAGCCGGGACCAGUUCCCUGAGGGUUACAUCCCCACCAUCUUUGACACCUACGUGGCGGACAUCGUGGUGGACGAGAGACAGGUGGAGCUGGCGCUGUGGGACACGGCGGGCCAGGAGGACUACGACCGCCUGCGACCCCUCUCCUACCCCGACACCCACGUCAUCCUGCUCUGCUUCUCGAUCGACAGCCCCGACUCCCUGUGGAACAUCCCGGAGAAGUGGGUGCCCGAGGUCAGGCACUUCUGCCCCGGCGUGCCCGUGCUGCUGGUGGGCAACAAGAAGGACCUGCGCGCCGACGAGCGGACCCGGCGGGAGCUGGCCCGCAGCAAGAAGGAGCCGGUGCGGUGGGAGGAGGGCCGGGCCGUGGCCGAGAAGAUCGGUGCCCACGCCUACCUGGAGUGCUCGGCCAAGACGAAGGACGGCGUCUGGGAGGUGUUCGAGACCGCCACCCGGGCCACGCUGAAGGACGCGGAGCCCGGGUGCUUCAAAUUUUCGUGCGCGGUGAUGUAGGGCGGACGCCGCCGGUACAGAUCAAGACCGCACAAAUCUUAACCCAACCAAGGAGAGAGUUGAAGUAAGGGGGAGAGGGGAGGGGGUCUUUGAAUGGAUUUUUAUUGACUGGUGGGAUGGGGAGACUGCAUCUCUGCUGGACGAUAAAGAAGGUACUGUUUAUUUGGCAGCACUUUUACCUGAAAAUCACUGGAGAGACUGAAGUUCGGCAUCCUUGUGAGGAUGCACUGAGGGACCCCUCUCCCGGGUGGGCCGGUCAACCAGAGCUGGAUCCUGUGCGGCGCGCUCCCCGCUACUGUAAGGAGUAAAGCCUCUCUUCUGAACAGUGUUUCACUCCCCGACCCCUGCCAACUUCACUCGAAAGUAAAACGGAUUAUCUGAUUAUUUCCCGUGGGAUCCUGCUGUGCAUAUUAUAGCUGCCUUGUUUCUUCUCGAGUAAACAGCACUUUAAAAAUUACUUAAGUGACUCUUAAAGCACCGGACACCUUCUGAGAUGAGAUAAAUGCAAAUCUUCCUUUUUUUAUUUUUAGAAAAUGUUCAAACUGGCUUUUAAAAAAUUACCUCUGUUAACAAAUAGAAAUAUUUUGUGUUGUGGCAGAUGACUGCUAUGGUUCAAUUGAUAGACGUUAUUUUGUGUGUGUACAGAAUGGCUACGUUUUCUUAACGGACAGUGGGUAAGGGGCUAAACUCCUGUAAUUUAAUAAUUUCCUUGUCUUUUGAUAUCUAUUGGCUGAAAUAUGAAAGAUGGAAAAUUUAUUUAACACUGAUUUGUCAUGCACUUUUCCUUGUGUCAAUAAAGGGUGUGGGCAAGUUCUGACAAUCAGAUGGUAGCCAUCACAAACUAUAUUUAAUAAUAAUUUAAUUUAUUUUUAAUUUGGAGAUACAGCACAGUAAAUGGCUCUUCUGGCCCAAUGUGCCCGUGCUGCCCAUUUACACCCACGUUGACUCAAUUGACCUAACAGCACGCACACCUUUGGAAGGUGGGAGGAAACCACGGCACUCAGAGGAAACCCUCACGGGGAGAACACACAAAAAUCCUUCGUGGGAGGAAUGUCACUGCCAGACAGCAGUGGGAGCUGGACCCCGGUAACGCACACAAAAUGCUGGAGGAACUCAGCAGGCCAGGUAGCACCUACGGAAAAGAGUACAGUUGACGUUUCGGGUGUAAACCCUUCGGCAGGACUGGAGGGAAAAAAAGCUGAGGAGUAGAUUUGAAAGGUGGGGGGGAGGGGAGAGAGAAAUGCCAGGUGAUAGGUGAAACUUGGAGGGGGAGGGAUGAAGCAAAGAGCUAGGAAAGAGACAGAAGGCCAUGGAAGAAAGAAGAAAGGGGGGUGGUGGAGGAGCACCAGAGGAAGGCGAUGGGCGGGCAAGGAGAUAACAUGGAAGAGGGACAAGGGGAUGGGGAGGCAUUACUGGGAGUUGAGAAAUCCAUGUUCAUGCCAUCAAGUUGGAGGCCGCCCAACCUAAGUUGUUCCUCCAACCUAAGUGUGGCCUCAGCACAACAGUGGAGGAGGCCAUGGAUAUGGGAAUGGGAAAUGGAAUUCAAAUGGGUGGCCACUGGGAGAUCCCACUUGUUCUGGCAGACAGAGCGUAGAUGCUCGGUGAAGCGGUCUCCCAUUCUACGUCGGUUCUCACCAAUGUACAAGAUUGAACCCUGGCCGCUGGUACUGUAAAGCGAGGUGCUAACCGGGACACUAUCGUGCCACCCUGUUAGCGAGGAGUGCCAAACUAUUGUUUUUAUGAAAUUAGAUUACGCUCCCCUUAGUGCAUCAUGGGAAAACACAGCAUAACAGCACAGUACAGGCCCUUCGGCCCACCCUGUGAUGACUGUUUAACCUACUCCAAGAUCAAUGUAACCAUUCCCUCCUACGCAGCCCUCCAUUUUUCUACCAUUCACGUGCUCAUCAAAGAGUUUCUUAAAUGCCCCUAUUGCCUCUACCAGUAGGUGAUAAAAAGCCAGCAGACAAUAUAUAAAUCCAGGCCAUCACAAUUUAAGAUGUCCAGGUUGCAGGGCCUUAACUCAAUUCACCUACUGUGCAACAGAGUGGGCCUCAUGCCCCCACUAUGAGGAACUGCAGAGGCAAGAGGGAAGAUUAAACAGGGUUCUCUAGCCUAGGGAGACUGUGGUCGUGUAAUAAAUAGAGUCAGAGGACUACAGCACAGAAACAGGCCCUUUGGCCCAUCUAGUCUAUGCCAAACUUACUCUGCCUAGUGCCAUCGACCCAGAGCUCUCUAUAUCUGUCCUGCCCCUGGACACCCAAACUUCCCUUAAACGUCAGAAUCAAAACUGCGUUCAUCACUUCCCCAGACAGCUUGUUUCACACUCUCAAUAUCCCCUGAGUGAAGAAGUUCCCCUCAAAUAUUUCACCUUUCACCCUUAACCUAUGACUGUUAGUUCUAGUGUCACCCAACCUCAGUAGAAAAAAAAGCCUGCGUGCAUUAAUUCCUCAUAAUUCUGAACACCUUUAUCAAAUAUCCCCUCAUUCUCUACGCUCCAGGGGGGAAAAAAAAGAGUCCUAACCUAUUCAACCUUGCCCUCUAACUCAGGUCCUCAAGUCCUGGUACCACCCUUGUAAAUUUUCUCUGUACUCUUUCAAUCUUAUUGAUAUCUUUCCUGCAGGUAGGUGACCAGAACUACACACAAUUUGCCUUCAACGAUGUCUUGUGCUGCUGCAACAUGAUGUCUCAUCUCCUGUACUCAAUACUUUGAUUUAUGAAGCUCAAUGUGCCAAAAGCUCCCGUUACAAUCCUUCUGUAUAUUUUCCCACUUGGGAUCAAUAAAGUACAAGUUAUUAUUAUUG